AUGGUGCAGUGGGAACUUGCUCAAAAAGCGAAUGAAGAACCACAGAAGUCCGAUGUUGGUGAAACAGAAACUGGAGCUACACCAGUUGUCGAGAAUCUGAGUAUUGAUGGACUUGUGGAUGAUUCAUCUGUACCAGGAACAUCUUCGACAUUGACAUGCGAGCAAGGCAAUUUUAUUUUGUAGUUGGCCGUCCCUGUGUUGAAUAGAAAGCAGAGGCGGCGACUUCAAGACGGAUUUCAAGUUGCUACUUCUCAGCCCAUUGGUAUAGUUGAUCCUGUUGCUACGAUUUCUCUAACGGAUAUGCUUGCUGUAAGUCAGUUACUUAUGAGAGGGAACUGA
Angiostrongylus costaricensis is the source of this 339-nucleotide messenger RNA. The record is from the annotation of a GenBank genome assembly. Lineage: Eukaryota; Metazoa; Nematoda; Chromadorea; Rhabditida; Metastrongylidae.